This is a messenger RNA of Tetranychus urticae (two-spotted spider mite), 3668 nucleotides long. NCBI's taxonomy places the organism in Eukaryota, Metazoa, Arthropoda, Arachnida, Trombidiformes, Tetranychidae. The record is from RefSeq and is a predicted model, not a curated record.
UAUUAUAAUCAAAGCUGAAUCACAAGAAUAAUUUUGACAUUCUCGCUAUUUUCACACAAUUGAUAGUGAAAAUAGGCUUUGUUUACAUAUUAAUUUGCCAUAGAUGUAGCCAAGCAAUUUAUCUAGCAUUGACUAACAAUAGAGUUGUUGAUUGGCUGUAGCACAGAUGUAUUUUAACCAAACAUACGACCAAAGUGUCAAUGUGUCUGAAAAAUAUUUUCAGUUUUGAUAAAUGAACAACUUUCAAGUAAACAACACUAUUGACGUGGAGCCAAUGUUAUUCUGCUCAAAAUGUCACUCAGGAUAAUAACAAAUUGAUGAACUAGUAAUCCAAUCCUAAGUUGAUGAUUUUACAAGAUUCAAAAUAUAUGGAUUAUCUAAACAAAGCAACAAGAAAGAAACACGUAAGUCAGUUUUAAUAAUUGGAGAUGACAAGUCAUCAAACAUGACAAACAAUCAGUCAAAUAUCAUGAAGACUAACAGUGAAAUUUUGAACAGUGAAAUAAUUUUCAAAGACCAUAAAAGUUUGAAAGAACCUACCUGUUCAAAUCCAUGCACAUUAUAAUUGAGGAUUAAUUAGACAACAUUAAAGAUGAUAAAUUAUAGCGAUGGAGUCAUGGAGAAUGGUGGAUAAAAUGAUGCAAAUCAUGAGUUUUUUUAUCAUCAGAGAUGAAAUUGAAAUGUUGGGUAUAAUGUAACAGAUGGAUGAUAUUAUGAAUAAUAAAGAAAAUGAAGAAGAAAGAAAAAAUGGAAGAUGGAAAGAGAAAGAGAGGGAUGAGAGUCUGAAGGAAAAGUGGCAGCAGGAAAUACGAGCUAAGAAAUAUAAAAGAAUGAUAAUAACAUCAUCUUGUUUUCCUCCUCUUUUCUCUUGGUCACUCUCUUUCCAUUCAUUACUUUGCCAUCAUCCGCAUCCUCAUCAUUAUCAUCAUCUACCUCUCAUUGAGGUGGGACGAACUUCGGUCAAAUCUGGUUUGGUAGUAAAGAGACCAACCUUAGAACGGAUGGUUCACUUUGUCCACAGUUAACACAAUUAGUUUUUGAUCAAGAUGGUGGUAGUUUCUUAACCGUUCAAAACAACCUUGAAUCUUCACAAUAAAACUAAACUUGUUUUCUUCUCCUUUCUCUUUCUCUUUAUCUCUCUCCCCUUCUCAUCUCAUUUUCAUCUUAAUUAUUCUAAUGUUCACCAUGAUUGUUAGAAUGUGAAAACACCAAAAAACUGAUUCAUUUAAGCCUAGUUAACAGAAACCAAACACCUUCUGUGCCAUUCCUUUUCACAUGAACAUUUGAUUGUAGUCUGGCUUUCAAUUAUCAGUGAUGGUAAAUCAAAAAUAUAAUUUCCAUCAUGUAAUCAAUUUUUUUGGAUAAUUUAUAUUAAAGAAAGAAAAAUGUUUCGAAAAUUUUCUGGAAUUUAUAUUACUAAUUGUAUGGGUCAAAAGACUUGAUCGGUUGCAUUCAAAUUGUCAGAAAAUUAGUAUCAUUUUUAUCAACCUGAUUUAUCCCGGAAAAACCAAUGCACACUAAUUAUCUAUCAAUUUUGUUUCAAUUAUUCGCAAUGAUUUCGCUAAAAAUAUUCACUUUGUGUUGCUCUGAUAAUCAACCGCGCCAAGACAAUAAAACUGGUUUUCAUUGCUCCCAAGUAAACAAUGUAAAACAAUGUCGGCUGUAAACUCUUUGAUAACUUUUUUCGCAAACCCAGUGUCCAUCAUUGGCUCCUCUUUAAUAAUUCAACUGGCAAGUGUAUUUUGGGCCAAUACUCAGUAUCAAAGUUAUUCUCAGAAUACCGAGAAUGGCCGUGAAGAGUUUGACUACAUCAUUAUCGGUGGAGGAACAGCUGGAGCUGUGGUUGCUUCCAGAUUGUCAGAAAACCCUGCAUUGUCCAUUCUAGUGUUGGAGGCCGGUGGAAGUGAAUCGUUUAUCACGGAAAUUCCUUGUUUUUGGGUUCUUUGGAGAGGGUCAUCAUUGAACAACCAAUACAAAACAGAGCCCCAAUCAGUUGGUUGUCAGGCUUACCAAGAAAACCGUUGCCGACUUGAUUCUGGUCGAGGUCUUGGUGGCUCAUCGGCAAUAAAUGGCAUGGUUUAUGUUAGAGGUCAUCCAGAUGAUUAUAACGAUUGGUCUUCAUUAGGUAUCAAUGGUUGGUCAUUUGAUGAGUUGAUUCCAUAUUUCCUUAAAUCUGAAAGUUUCCAGCGUAUGAAUCGAGUAUCCGAACAAUUUCACAAUACAACUGGUCCUUUGCCAAUCGACUAUGGGUCAUUUGUUCACCCAACUAACUGGGCCUUCUUCAAAACUCUUCAAAAUCUUGGUUAUUCUAUCGAUGAUUAUAAUAGCGACCAACAAUUGGUUUUUGAUCGUGUCCAGACUACAACUAAACAAGGAGUCCGUUGGUCUACUCAUAAAGCUUUCCUUUCACAAUCUAAACUUUCCAGUUCACCCAAACUGAAGGUAAGAACACAUUCACCAGUUCAAAAGAUAAUAUUUGAUAAAAAUAAAAGGGCAAUCGGAGUUGAAUAUAAAGACAUCUCUGGAAGAUUAUUGCACUCUUAUGCAUCAAAAGAGAUAAUCCUAUCAGCUGGUUCUUUUGGCUCGCCUCAUUUACUUUUAUUAUCUGGUGUUGGUCCAAAAGGUCAUGUUGAAUCUUUUGAUAUACCAAAUAUUGUUGAUAGACCAGGAGUCGGGUCAAAUCUUCGAGACCAUGUUUAUGGUUUAUUAAGCUACACGACCAACUUGACAACUGUUACAGACCCAGCAUCGACAUUAAAUCUACCAAACUACUUUUCAUUUACUCGUGGCCAUGGACCAUUAACCUCUGGAGGGGGCAUUGCUUUAGGAAAUAUUAAAACUGAGCCAAAAAUACCGGUACUUUCCACGAAACCAGACAUACAACUAGUCUUUGCUGGAACCAGUCCAUCGUCAUUACCAGAUUCCAAUUUCUGGACAAACGUAUUUGGAUUGAAGGAGGGUAUUUAUGAGAGUUACUUCCAACCAUACGUUGGUCGUGAAACCUUAACAGCUUAUGUUUGCUUAUUGCAUCCUGAGUCUGUGGGUUCACUUCGUUUAUCAUCACGAAAUCCAAUGGAUAAGCCUUUAGUUAAUCCAAAUUAUUUUGAUAGCACAAAAGACAUAAAAACUUUGGUUGAAGGCAUAAAAGUGGCUCACAAAAUAAUGUCUAGUCCUUUGAUGAAAUCAUUAGGAGUACAACUAUUUGAUUCCAAGUUUCCUGGUUGCGAGCAAUACCAAUUGGCCAGUGACGAUUAUUGGUCUUGUUAUGUCAAACAAUUCACUGUAAAAGGUGACCAUUAUGUUGGAACUUGUAGGAUGGGUAAUCAAUCUGAUUCAUUGGCUGUUGUUGAUGAUCAAUUGAGAGUAAUAGGAGUGGAAGGUUUAAGGGUAGUCGAUGCAUCAGUUAUGCCUAGGAUAACAUCUGGUAAUACAAUGGCGCCAACCAUAAUGAUUGCUGAAAAAGCUUCCGAUUUAAUAAGACAAUCAGCCAAAAAAUAAUUAAUUAAAUUAAACAUUUUAAUAGUGAAAAAAUUAACUCAUAUUUAUUAAUAUUAAUCAAAACCAUUUCAUUAAAAUUACUCCAAUUUCAAUCACUUUUUCGUCUGACCUUUCUUAGAUUUUAAAGUUACACUGUUGACCGUAGUGAAACCAAUAUUAAGAUCAAAGCU